CUUCCCAUCCAAAACCAACCAAAUUCACUCGUUUCAUAUCUCCCUCUUCUAUUCGAUUCUCUCUUUCUUUCUCCAUUUCUGCUCCAACCCAUUCUUCCACUACCUUGACUUAACCCAGUCCUUGCUGGGGAUAUGAUAUCCCGGCAGCAACCGAACGGGGCGGACCUGGUUUCCUCGGAAAACCUCAACGCAUGGAUGUUUGAUGAUUAUGGUUUGUUAGACGGCAUUACAGUGCCUGGUGGUGAUCUUCCUUCACUUCAUCCUUCUGCCCCUAUCUGGUCAUCUAAUUCCCUCACUUGCUCUAAUCCUCUCAGUGCAGAAUUUAAUGAAUCAUUUGGGAAUUCCAAUAAUCUUAUCGAACCAGGCUCCCGAAAACGGGUGAGGUCUGGAACAUGUAGUGCAACUGCCUCCAAAGCUUGCAGGGAAAAGAUGAGAAGGGAUAGGUUAAAUGACAGGUUCCUGGAAUUGGGUUCUAUCCUAGAUCCAGGAAGGCCUCCCAAAGUAGACAAGGCUCUUAUAUUGGUUGAUGCUGUUCAAAUGGUUACGCACUUACGGGAUGAAGCCCUGAAAUUGAAGGAGUCAAAUGAGAGUCUGCAGGAGAAGAUUAAUGAGCUAAAAGCUCAAAAAAAUGAACUCCGGGAUGAGAAACAGAGGCUGAAGGCCGAGAAAGAGAAUCUUGAGCGGCAAGUCAAGGCCAUGAGUUCUCAUCCAGGAUUCCUAUCCCAUCCUGCUGCCAUUCCAACUCAAUUUACUACCCAAGGCCAAGUUGUUGGUGGGAAGCCGGUUCCCUAUGUUGGUUAUCCCGGAGUUUCCAUGUGGCAGUUCUUGCCUCCUGCCGCUUUCGAUACAUCACAGGAUCAUGUUCUCCGCCCUCCGGUUGCAUAAGUUGGAAGGCUGAGCUGUUGUUGACGUAUUUCGUCAGCAUAAAGAAGCAAUUAUGUUUAUCAUUUAUCUGUUAUUGACAGAUGUUGGAAUCUGGGUGUGCUGCUAACAGUUGGAAAAAACCAUUGAUUCAUAGCAUCCUGGAGUUAAGGUGCUUGUGUUAUUUUUACCAGGA
Molecule: messenger RNA, 1057 nt
Organism: Hibiscus syriacus
Lineage: Eukaryota; Viridiplantae; Streptophyta; Magnoliopsida; Malvales; Malvaceae
Product: transcription factor ILR3-like
Exons: 5
Coding region: 133-885 (250 amino acids)
Biological process (GO): regulation of DNA-templated transcription; intracellular iron ion homeostasis
Molecular function (GO): protein dimerization activity; DNA-binding transcription factor activity
Source: RefSeq, a predicted model, not a curated record